Messenger RNA from Phaeoacremonium minimum UCRPA7, 570 nucleotides. RefSeq names its product putative ap-3 complex subunit sigma protein. Gene Ontology annotation, biological process: protein transport; vesicle-mediated transport. Gene Ontology annotation, cellular component: intracellular membrane-bounded organelle. The coding region runs from base 1 to 570 and encodes 189 amino acids. The transcript is spliced from 2 exons. The record is from RefSeq and is a predicted model, not a curated record. NCBI's taxonomy places the organism in Eukaryota, Fungi, Ascomycota, Sordariomycetes, Togniniales, Togniniaceae.
AUGAUCAAUGCUUUCCUGGUCUUCAACGGCCAGGGCCAGCCGCGGCUGACCAAGUUUUACACUCAACUGGACACCAGCAUCCAGCAGCGCCUCAUCUCCGAGAUCUUCACCCUCGUCUCCAACCGGCCCUCCGGGUCUUGCAACUUCCUGCCGCUGCCACCGCUGCUCGCCGCCUCGGGGACGUCCCACUCCUCCUCGGAGCCGCACAACGAUGUGCCCUCGCUCGUGACGUACCGCCACUACGCGACGCUCUUCUUCAUCAUCAUCUCCACCUCGACCGAGUCGCCGCUCGCGCUGAUCGACCUGAUCCAGGUCUAUGUCGAGGCGCUCGACAAGCUGUUUGAGAACGUGUGCGAGCUGGACCUGAUCUUCAACUUUGAGACGCUGCAUGCCACGCUGGGGGAGAUGAUUGUGGGGGGCGUGGUGAUUGAGACGAAUCUGGAUAGGAUAGUCUCUGGGGUGAGGGCGCAGGGCGCGGUUGCGAAGAGGCCUGUCAAUGAGAGUCGAGGGUCUGGGCUUGGUGCGGGCUUGGGUAACAUGGGCGCCAACUUCGUCUGGACCACCAGAUGA